AUGUGCAUUACAGCAGCUCACUAUGUCAACGACACCAGGUGGGGUGAGAUGCGCACGGGGUCAUCGGUCACCGCAGCGGUUCACUCAGGGAUGGCCGCCGCGAUUCCGAGCUCGUCGGUGACAGCUGCGAUUCCGAGUCGGGGUCCAGAUGCGCGCGGGCUCAGAUUGACAGAGUUGCCACGAGUUGCAGGAACGAGCAGUUUGGCGCCUCCUCCCCGCCGGCUGCUGCUAGGGUUGAGCAAGCGACGGCGAAGCAAGCGCGAGCGACUGGAUGCCAUUUUUGACCAGACUGGAUGCCUUCCCUGUCCAUCCAACGCUGUUAUUGUUUUCUCCUUCUCCUCCUCUGUUUGCUUUUCUUCGUGCCGCAGGAUGCGGAACGGACGGCAUCGGAGGUCCUACGUCCUCUGCAGUAGAAAGAGCCCCAAGUUAGAGGAUCUCAUUCCCCAGCCAGCUGCAUUAUGCCAUUACCCAUCGACGGUGGAAGAGGAAGCACGGGUCGGAGACGCCACGACCGUGGAGACGACGGUGAUUGCGCUCCACCAAGAGCAGACGUCGUGGAACCAGACCGAUGUACGUAUUAUCCACACCUGA
Messenger RNA from Miscanthus lutarioriparius, 591 nucleotides. Lineage: Eukaryota; Viridiplantae; Streptophyta; Magnoliopsida; Poales; Poaceae. The record is from the annotation of a GenBank genome assembly.